Linum tenue is the source of this 1992-nucleotide messenger RNA. The record is from the annotation of a GenBank genome assembly. Lineage: Eukaryota; Viridiplantae; Streptophyta; Magnoliopsida; Malpighiales; Linaceae.
CAAAUAGGUAAUAUGAGUGGCUAAACUUGCAAUUCACCCUUUUCUUGUUGGUUACAGUUCUUUCUCACUUCCUUUACCUUAUUUGAGAAAAGAGGGAAUUCUCAAUUCUGCAACAAAAGCCCCUUUCGCAUUCUGCCGCUCCACCCCUUUCUCCCCCAAAUUCAUGGGUCCCACUUCCACUUUCCGCCAGAUAGAAUAGCCAAAUUCUGCCAAGGAAAUCGUAAUCGGGUGUCGAAAAUGGAGAUCCUGAGAACGAAAUGGGCGGCGGCGGUGGCCGGGAUAUGGAUCCAAAGCGUUGCCGGAGCGUCCUACACGUUCGGGAUCUACUCCCCCGCCCUCAAGGCCACGCAGGGCUACGACCAAUCGACCCUCGACACCGUCUCCGUCUUCAAGGACAUCGGCGCCAACGCCGGCAUUCUCUCGGGCCUCCUCUACUCCUCCGUCACCCUCGGAUCCGGCGGCGGCGGGCGGGCCUGGGUUGUCCACGCGGUGGGCGCGGCCCAGUGCUUCGUGGGCUACUUCGUGAUGUGGGCCUCCGUCGUUGGGCUGGUGCCGCCGCUUCCCGUGCCGGCGAUGUGCGUUUCCAUCUGGAUGGCCGCCCACGCGCAGACGUUCUUCAACACCGCCAACGUCGUCACCGGCGUCCACAAUUUCGGGGACUACGGUGGGACCAUCGUCGGGAUUAUGAAGGGCUUUCUCGGUCUGAGCGGCGCAAUUCUAAUCCAGUUCUACGACGCCGUAUGCAAGGACAAGCCGGCCACAUUCCUUCUCCUCCUCGCCGUCGCCCCAACGCUCAUCUCCCUGCUCUCCAUGCCUCUCGUCAGAAACUACGACACCACCACCCCGGCCGACAAGCGCCACCUCAACUCCUUCUCCGCCGUCGCCCUCGCCACCGCGGCCUACCUCGCUGCCAUCAUCCUCCUCCACAACGUUAUCAUCCUCCCCUCCUGGGCCCUCGUCGCUUCCUUCCUCGUGCUCCUCCUGCUCCUCGUCGCCUCCCCGUCCAUAAUCGCCCUUAGAGCCCACCGCCAAGAGUCUGACACCUUGGCCCGCGCAUUGCUCGAGGAGAGCGGCUCCAAAGCCGCGCAGUCAGGCUCCACCGAAUUACUGCCAGAUGACCUCGACAAUCACGUCGAGGUCAAUCUGGCACAGGCUUUGCUGAGGCUGGACUUCUGGCUGCUUUUCCUGGCCGUGUUUUGCGGCCUGGGGUCUGGGGUCGCGACGAUCAACAAUAUCAGCCAGGUAGGCGAGUCGCUUGGCUACGCGGUCGUGGAGAGGACGACGCUGGUUUCCCUGUGGAGCAUAUGGAACUUCCUGGGCCGGUUCGGAGCAGGGUUCGUGUCCGACACCCUGCUCCAUCGUGGCGGGUGGGCCCGGCCCGCGCUGAUGGCGGUCACGCUCGCCACGAUGGCGGUGGGCCACGUGGUGAUCGCCUCGGGCCUGCCCGCGUGCCUCUACGUGGGCUCCGUCCUUGUCGGGGUCUCGUACGGGUCGCAGUGGUCGCUGAUGCCGACAAUAUGCGCCGAGAUCUUCGGGGUGGCCCACCUCGGGACCAUUUUCAACACGGUGGCGGUGGCUAGCCCGCUGGGGUCGUACGUUUUCUCGGUGAGGAUUAUUGGGUACGUGUACGAUGAGGUGGCAAGGGAGAAGGGCGGCGGCGGCGGCGGCGGAGGGGAUUGCUUCGGGAGUCGCUGCUUCAUGGCGUCGUUUCUGAUCAUGGCAGGUGUGGCCUUCUUCGGGUGUCUGGUGGCGAUCCUGUUGUUCUUUCGGACUCGACGGUUUUACCGGUCGGUGGUGGUCCGGAGGCGGCGGCGGGUGCAACGGCGUAGUAAUUAAUUGGUUAGCAAUCCAUCGAUCGAGGACUUGUAUGCGGUAUGAUUCGUUUUAUAUAGAGGACGUUUCGAGUAAGCUUUUGUAAGGAUAUACAGUCAAUUGAAUAUUGGAAUGUGCGUUUAUUUUGUCCCCCGUCAGUCACAUUAACAUCGUGCGUGC